This is a messenger RNA of Egretta garzetta (little egret), 997 nucleotides long. Its product is annotated as T-cell surface glycoprotein CD8 alpha chain-like. Bases 1 to 747 code for a protein of 248 amino acids. The transcript has 6 exons. Lineage: Eukaryota; Metazoa; Chordata; Aves; Pelecaniformes; Ardeidae. The record is from RefSeq and is a predicted model, not a curated record.
AUGUACCCAAGGCCAAACACCUGGCGCAGCCUGAAGGCCAACAGCACCUCUGAGAGCAGGCAGAGGUGGCCGGGGGCUGGCCCCGAGCCCAGCGGCACGGCACAGCCGGUGAGAGUUGCCCUGAGUAAUGCCCUAUGUGCUGAGCCCCGAGCAUGCACCCUCCCCCAGCGGGGCCAGCGGCUGGAGCUGCAGUGCCAUUCCGACAAGGAGGACAGCGGCGUAUCCUGGGUCCGCCAGGACAAGGAUGGGACCCUUCACUUCAUCGUCUUCAUUUCCUCCCUGGGCCGGACCACCUUUGAGCGGAAUGAGGGGACAGCCACACGCUUUGAGGCAAGAAAAGACAACAGCUUCUACCGGCUGGUAGUGAAGUCUUUCAUGACACAGGAUGAGGGGAACUAUUUCUGCCUCAUGAACAGCAACCAAAUGCUGUACUUCAGCCCUGGCCAGCCUGCCUUCUUCCCAGGUCAGCAACACCUCUACUCAACCUUGCUUAGCUCUGCCAAAAUGCCCAGCACCCGCUCCCCAUGCCUUUUUUGUCCCAAAGAAACCAGCGAUGAGAAAUACCUGAACUCCAUUUGCAGCACCUUCAUCUGGGUUCUCUUGGCAGGUGCCUGCAUCCUGCUCCUCAUGGCCCUGGUGGUCACCAUCGUGCUGUGGAAACAAACCAGAAGACGAAGGUGCAGAUGUAAAAGACCCGCAAACGGGAAGCCCAAAGUGAAAGCCACCAUGCCAAUCCCACACGUAUAACUAGUGGCGUCUUCUGCCUUCUGGGACCUCUUCUGGGAGCUCUCACUGCAUAAGCCCAUCACCUACGUUACCCGUAACGCUACUGCCCCUCACGCACGCCGCCUCGACAGAUUGGAAAGGACGAGAUGGAGCAGACACACGGACAGCAAGCAGGCACUUUUCUGUGAAGUGCAGGCUAAAGCACAGCUCCUUCCAAAACCUGACGUUUUGCAAAUUGAUUCCCAAGGCCAAAUGCCAUCUCCAUUCGCAG